This is a messenger RNA of Cannabis sativa, 2181 nucleotides long. RefSeq lists its product as uncharacterized. NCBI's taxonomy places the organism in Eukaryota, Viridiplantae, Streptophyta, Magnoliopsida, Rosales, Cannabaceae. The transcript is spliced from 7 exons. The coding region runs from base 242 to 1864 and encodes 540 amino acids. The record is from RefSeq and is a predicted model, not a curated record.
UUUCAUGUGAUAUUAUUCUGUGUUUGUUGUCAGUUCAGUAGAAACGAAACGUCGUCGUUUCUUCACAUCAUUAUAAUAAUAAAUUAAUAUAUUUUGUCUUCUCUCUUAAAUAAACUCUUAUGAUAGUGAUAGAAUAAAAUAUCUUAAAAAAGCAAUCUUUCCUUUUCUAGAAAAGAUAACAAGAUUUCUGUAUAUCGCCGGAAUCGAAGAAUAGGAACUAUCAUCGGCGGCGGAGGCGACGAUGGGCGCGUCAAACUCCACGGAGAGCGUCUCGAUCCAGCAACGGGAGGCAGAGUCCAUUGCUGCCUCUUCUGGUGCUCUCCCUUCUCUUCACACCACUUUCUCCACCCUCGCCGAUCCCAAUUCUCAUGCAAUUCCCCUCCAGUCUCUUGAGAAAAGCUUCAGUUUGACUUACAAAGAUCCCAUCUCUGAAGGACCGUCAAUACCUGAUGCUUUUCCGGAUUUGUUGGAUCAUUUCGGGUCAGCAAUGGUAGACCUGUUUUUUAUGCCUGAAAUAGAAGGAGUGAGCUGGGUAGAGUUUGUUAAAGGUUAUAACAAGUGCUCUGCUAGAAUGUCUUCCUCAAUGUCACUCAAUAACUUGUUGAGAGUAUUUUCUGCAACUGCAAAGAAAGCUGGUCUUCCUUUGAACUUGGAGUUCGAAUCUGAUGAUGCGGAUUGUAAGAUCAGUGGUUUUCUUCUGCCCACUGAUGUCUUUUUGUUUUUUUGGUUAUGUUGGACCAUGUUAUGGGAUUCUCAUAAUUUGAGAUCUUCAAAAGCAAAAGCAAUUCUAUGCCUUCCUGAUAUCAAUCAUCUGGUGAAAUCAGUUCUAACAUCUUCUUCUGAAGUUAGUAGCAGUUUUAACAUAUGGGAUUGCGACCUUUUGGGCCUGGAAGUUCAACUUCCUGUUGGAAAUUUUAUUAGUUGGAUCUUGUCAACUUUAUCAAGCCUCCCUGAUUGCUUUUCACAAUUUGUCCAUGCAAGAAUUCUGAGCUCCGUCACUCAAGAGCAGGAUAAUUCAGAAUCCUCACAAUCAUCAGAAUUAGGAGAGACAUCCACAUCCAAUGUAUGUGUUUCUCAUCUUUUAGCACGUGGAAUAGCAUGGGCAAUAUCCCUUACCAUGAGAAACACAAUAAGUGAAGAAUUAUCUAGAAUAUGUUUUUUAAGCAACAUGGAGGCAGAGGGAGCAGAUGAAAACCUUCUUUAUAGGUCAUCUCUUCAUGGAAGAGGGCUGAAUCGACUCUGGUCUAAUGUUGAAGGUUAUCAAGGUCCUUUGAUUAUGUUGAUAUCUUCUCAUUUGGGAGGUGCCUCUGAGGGUAAUGAUACCGAGAAAAAAUGCAUUAUAGGUGUACUUACACAUCAGGGAUUUGAAAAUAAGGAUACGUUUUAUGGAAGUUCAGGAAGCAUAUAUGCUAUACAACCGAUCUUCCACGCCUACUCAUCUACUGGUAAGGAGAAGAACUUUGUCUAUAGCCACUUACAUGCUACUGGAUAUGAACCACAUCCAAAGCCUGUAGGUAUUGGAUUUGGAGGAACAGCUGGAAAUGAGAGAAUUUUCAUCGAUGAAGAUUUUGCUCAAAUCACUGUUCGCCAUCAUGCAGUUGACAAGACUUACCAACAUGGCUCCCUCUUCCCAGAACAGGGUUUCCUACCGUUCGAAGCUCCGAUUUCCGAAGUGGAAGUUUGGGGACUUGGUGGAGGCAGAAUUAAGGAAAGACAAGAUAAGUUGAAAAAGAGAGAGGAGCUUUUCACUGAGCAAAGACGAAAGAUUGACUUGAAAACAUUUACAAAUUGGGAGGACUCACCUGAGAAAAUGAUGAUGGACAUGAUGUCUAAUCCUAAUGCAGUUCGUCGAGAAGAACGGUGAGUUUGAGGCUAAAGAAUUUACUUGAAGAGUGAUAUAUGUACACUUUUUCUUAAGCAAAGAGUGACAUGUUAUGUUAUUUACAGAUGAAUAAGUCCUUUUUUGUCCAUUGCCAAGCUUUUUACACAAAUUUGGUAAUUGGAUUGGCUUUCAGUCUCAUGUUUAUGUAUAAUGUAUGUACAUGACGUAUACAAUUGACUUAUGUCAGAAUUUAAUAUUGUAAAAUAAAGUAAUAAAAAGGUUUAAUCUUUUUUUUUUUUUUUUGCUGAGAAAUAAAAAAGUUUAAUCUUGUAUAGUGAUAUAAGAUUAUUUGAGAAAAA